AGUUUCUUUAAAAUAGGCAAAUUGCUUUUAGACACAAAUCAAUGUUUGUAUACUUACUUAUCUAUGUGUAAUUCUUGCCUGUUUUCCAAGAAAACUCUGCCUGGAGAAAUGCACAGAAAACAGUCAAUUCAAAUGAACAAGCAGCCACGUUGUUGUAUCCAACCUAAACAAGGAGCCUCCGGUGGCCAAGGGGAUAAAAGCCUGGACUGUCUCACACAAUCCAAACGCUCCUGAUAGAUGGCCAUCCAAGCUUCAGAGAAGGAGACUCCACCAUGCUCUAAGGCAAUGCAGAUGGCCAACUCCCUCAUGCCAGAAGCAACUUGUAGUUUCUCAAGUCGAUCCUGGAGCCCCCGAUGGCAUAGUGGACUAAAGCCUUGUGACUUGAAGGUUGUGUUGCUGACCUGAAAGCUGCCAGGUUCGAAUCCCACCUGGGGGAUAGCUCCCUCUAUCAGCUCCAGCUCCAUGCGGGGACAUGAGAGAAGCCUCCCACAAGGAUGGUAAAACAUCAAAACAUCUGGGCGUCCCCUGGGCAACAUCCUUGCAGACGGCCAAUUCUCUCACUCCAGAAGCAACUCCAGUUGCUCCUGACACGAAAAAAAAAAUCCAACCUAAACCAUGCUUUGAGUUGUAAGUGCCUUUAAUUUCAAUCAGCCUGUAAUAAGCAUUCUUAGGAGCCCCCUAUGGCACAGCAGAUUAAACCGCUGAGCUGCUGAGUUUGCUGACCGAAAGGUUGGCGUUUCGAAUCCGGGGAGCAGGGUGAGCUUCCACUAUUAGCCCCAGCUUCUGCCAACCUAGCAGUUUGAAAACAUGCAAAUGUGAGUAGAUCAAUAGGUACUGCUUCUGCAGGAAGGUAAAGGCACUCCAUGCAGUCAUGCUGUCCAUAUGACUUAGGAGGUGUCUAUGGACAAUGCCGGCUCUUUGGCUUAGAAAUGGAGAUGAACACCAACCCCCAGAAUUGGACAUGACUAGACUUAAUGUCUAGUCCUUUACCUUUACCUUUAAGCGUGCUUAAGUCCAACCAGGAUGAAGCUAUAGAGGCAACUCCUGUAUUGCAAAGCAUUUUAGAAUGGCAUAGUCUUGAAAGUACAGUUAAGACCCAUUGCUUGUAUAAAAACCCUGCUUCUAGUGAAUGCAAGGAACGUUACUACAGCAAGCUUGUUACAGAGCAAGACAUCUGCUUGCCUCUUUCAGUUCUCCGUGGGGCUAUGGCUAUAGGAAAAUGUAUGAAGAACACCAGUACUUUCACUAUUUCUCUACCACACCACUCUCAACAAUACAACAGCUGAGCUCCCUUCUACAAUUGCAAAUUCCACACCUGGAAAUAAGGAUGGGAAAUCACAAUGACAGGGGUAACAGUAAGAAAAGGGUAUAUUGCAUGGAAUUGAUUUUUUUAAAUGAAAUAUUAAGAAGAGGGUGCAUCAGAGAUAGGGAUAGUUAACCUUUUUUGUGUGUCAGGAGCAACUUGAGAAACUGCAAGUCGCUUCUGGAGUGAGAGAAUUGGCCAUCUGCAAGGACGUUGCCCAGGGGAUGGCCGGAUGUUUUGAUGUUAUUUCCAUCCGUGUGGGAGGCUUCUCUCAUGUAUCUGCAUGGAGCUGGAGUUGAUAGGGGGAGCUCAGCCACACUCUCUCUGUGUUGGAUUCAAACCGGCAAGCUUCAGGGGGUCUUCUUCACUCCUAAGCUCUAGCUCCAUAUCUUCCAAGACGUGUAAAGGUGCAAACCAAGCAAGAUGCCCAUCAAUCUGGAUGAUAUGAUGCAACUUCUGUGCCGUGUCUCUGAAAUGCGGGGGAUGAGGGCUGCCCUGAUGCACUCCGGACGGGGGGCACUUGCAGCAUUUAUGGGUGCUUUCUGUGGAGGCUUAAUGGGAGGCCCGCCUGGUAUUGCUGUAGGAAGUGCAGUUGGUGGUCUCCUCGGUUAUCGCUUAUCCAGUGGACAAUUCAAACCUGUCCCUCAGAUUAUUCUGGAACUGACUCCCAGGGAGAAGAAGAAGCUUUAUGAUGAAGCCUUUGCUAUAAUUAGGAAUCUGGAAUGGACCGACGCGGCGCAGGUCACAGCCUUGGUCAUGGGGAAUGCAGGCCUUCAAACAAAACUGCUUGGGGUGAUGACGAAUUUCCUCACCAAUGAGCUCCGAGCUGAAAUCCAGUAUGGACAGUAGUAACGCUUGUGUGGAUAUCUGCGGAAAUGAAUGGGUGGAAUUCCCAAAUACUGUUAUAAAUGCAUAAUCAGAGUUACAAAUCCAUAGCUGAUUCGUAUUCAUGAUCCCUACAUAUUCAAUAGGAUAUGUAAGUCCUCUGGUUCUGAUAUACCAGGCAGCAGCUGAUGCAAGCAAAGGAGCUCUGUUCUCUUAUCAAUUCAGAUACAGCAGGCUGAUGUUUCCAAUCCUCUUCUGGCAGUGACUUUCAUGUGAAGAGGAACUGGAGUAGGAUCCUGCUUCCGAUUGUCACACUAGAGAUCACUGUCAGGAAGGGGACAGGACAGUCUGUUUGCUGCAUCCCAGUUGACUGCAGAACAGACCUUUGUUGCUUGCAGUGGUGGCUGUCUGGGAAGUCAGGUUAGGAUGGGAGUUGGGCCGGAAGACAAUAUUUAGCUAUGUAACUCAUCAACAAGUAGUUUAUCUAUAAUGCUAGUCAUUGUCAUCAAUGGGGCUGUGUAUAUAAGGUUCAAAUCUUAGGUUUCAUGCUUCCCUUUCUUUGCCUAAUACUCAUUGUUAGUUUUGUUUCUGGUGGAAUUCCUUGAUUUCAAACAAGCAAAGAAAAAAGCAACUCCCAAGUCACAAAAUGUAUUUUUAUGUACGGAGCAAAUGACACAGCAAACCUGCAUUUUUAUAUUCUUGGUAUUGAAAUAAAUGAGUUUCCUUUGAA
Anolis carolinensis (green anole) is the source of this 2858-nucleotide messenger RNA. RefSeq names its product protein C19orf12 homolog. Lineage: Eukaryota; Metazoa; Chordata; Lepidosauria; Squamata; Anolidae. The record is from RefSeq and is a predicted model, not a curated record. The transcript has 3 exons. The coding region runs from base 1727 to 2152 and encodes 141 amino acids.